Messenger RNA from Fibroporia radiculosa, 606 nucleotides. RefSeq lists its product as uncharacterized. The coding region runs from base 1 to 606 and encodes 201 amino acids. Gene Ontology annotation, biological process: vesicle-mediated transport. The transcript is spliced from 6 exons. Gene Ontology annotation, cellular component: membrane. Lineage: Eukaryota; Fungi; Basidiomycota; Agaricomycetes; Polyporales; Fibroporiaceae. The record is from RefSeq and is a predicted model, not a curated record.
AUGUCUCACUCAACAGAGCAAUCAUUUCGGAGCAAUCUCUCCCAAUUUCGCUGGGCACAGGGGAAUAACGACAACCAGCAGCAAGACGCAGAACCGCAGCCCGGGCGGUUUGCGCGAUUUUAUAAUGCCAUUGGAGGUGGAUACAUACCCUUGCGCUCGAACGAGCGAUCAAAUGACGAGGAGGCAUACUUUGCAUUGUCGAGAUGGGAGAGAUUGCUCGGCUUUGGUGGCUGUUUGCUGGGGGCGGCCGUAUGCUUCUUCGUCGCGUUCGUAACACUGCCAAUCCUGGGACUUCGACCAGCGAAGUUCGCCCUUGCCUUUAGCCUGGGGAGUCUAUUUGCCGUCCUUGUUGGACCAAUAAGCCAUCUCAAACACCUGAUAUCCAAAGAACGUCUACCUUUUUCGGCCGCUUACCUUGGCAGCUUGGGUCUCACGUUAUACUUCGCGUUAGGUGCACAUUCAUACAUUGGCUCUCUUGUUGGAGCCAUUAUACAAGUCAUUGCACUUAUCUCAUACGUUCUUGCAUACUUUCCUGGCGGGGUCACAACUCUCCGUUUUGGCUCGCAGAUGGCAUUGCGUGGUGCAGGGAGCUUGCUCCCAUUCUAG